UAUCUACUAAUGUGUUUGCUGUUUAUUUUUAUCCCAUUUACCUGAGCACUGCUAAUUCAUUAGGAAAGUGUCAGCACACUAAAUACCUAUCUCCUGUCUCAGCUUACAAAUCACAAAAUUCUUCGAAGAAUCCUUUUAUGGGUCAAAUAUCAACAAAAAAUUGCUUUCACGAUUCUUUCUGCAUAAAACUUAAAGAAAAGAAAUCAAAAACGCAUCCAAGGAGAAGAACAAUGUCUGUAUCAGUGCCUAAUGAAGAUGGUGCAAGAAUAUCGCGAACAGCUCCUCACAGAAAGCCAGUUAAAUUCUUUUAUUUUGAUGCAACAACAUUAGUCGAAGCAUUGGAAAGAGGUCGUAAAUUAUCAGGAGAUGGUCACUGUGUUGGCUGGCGAAGUUCCCCUUCGGAAUAUUCUUGGCUAAUUUACUCAGAAUUUAGAGAAAAAGCAAUCAAUUUUGGAUCAGGUCUAAUUAACAUAGGAGCGGAUCUUGGACAACUCAGUAAAGUAGGAAUUUAUGGCAAAAAUUCAGUAGAAUGGGUCAUAGCAAUGUAUGGUUGUCUGUACUAUUCUACACCAAUAGUUCCUCUUUACGAUACACUUGGUCCUGAUGCAAGUUCGUACAUGAUAAAUCAUGGUAAAAUUCAAUACAUUGUUUGUGAUGAUGAAAAGAAAGUUAAAAUCUUGUUGGACAAAAAAGAUGAUACACCAAGUUUAGAGGCCAUAAUAUGUACUGCCGAAUUGAGCGAUGAAGUCAAAUUACUUGGAGAAGAGAAGCACGUCAGCAUUCAUUCAUUUGAAAGUGUUUUGGAUCUAGGCAAAAAGAAUCCUUAUCCAAUAAAAAAACCACAUCCUGAAGAUAUGGUUGAAUUAUGUUAUACAAGCGGUACCACUGGCAAUCCUAAGGGUGUAAUAUUGACUCAUGAAAACUGGAUGGCAGCUGCAGGAGGAUUGUUAUCAGAAAUGGGGUCACUUGCGUUUACUAAAUCAGAUGUUUCAAUAUCUUAUUUGCCUUUAGCACAUUCUUUCGAGCAAAUUGUUCAAGUAAGUUCAUAAUUUUUUUCUUUGUUAACAUUUCCUGUUUUUAACCACUU
Molecule: messenger RNA, 1087 nt
Organism: Parasteatoda tepidariorum (common house spider)
Lineage: Eukaryota; Metazoa; Arthropoda; Arachnida; Araneae; Theridiidae
Source: RefSeq, a predicted model, not a curated record